AUGGCUCGUGGAGAUAUGAUGCGCUGGUCGCGAGCUCUGCUUCGUUUCUUACAAUUCGCCUUUUCACUGAUAGCACUUGCUACAGUGUCGCGGGCUUUUGUUGGGGCUUCGUACUAUGGAUACUCAAGUAUGUUGGGCAGCAGAGCGGCGACAUAUACGACCCUAGUGACCUACACGGGUAUGCUUGUGGGGUUGUUUAUGCUCUUGCUUGUAGAGCUGAUGCAAUUCUAUCGGCGUCCAACCCCACGCUGGAUUGAGCAGCUGAUCGACUUUAUCUUAGCAGUCAUGCUGGUUGUCGCUGGAAUUGUUUUGGUUGUAUCCGACUAUGUGUCGAACUGUUCCGUGUACGGUUACAUGUUGCGCUGCAACCAGCUAAAGACAGCGGUUGUCUUUACGUUUCUUGCGUCACUGGCAUACUUUGUGUCAUUUUUACUCAACUGCUGCGAGAAUUUCAUGGGUGGUAGCCAUAACGGAGAAAAUAGCGACUCAGAUGGUGUGGUGAAUCACGGUCAUCCGGGUGCUGGGUAUCACGUUGAGUCCACCCCAACUGGUGCCUCAACACCCAAAGACGCAUCCAACCGGGUGUAA
Molecule: messenger RNA, 588 nt
Organism: Peronospora farinosa
Lineage: Eukaryota; Oomycota; Peronosporomycetes; Peronosporales; Peronosporaceae
Source: the annotation of a GenBank genome assembly